CAAAAGAUGACAUUUUUUAGGGCUGAUCUUCAGUCAACUUCCAAACCGACCAGAACAAAUGAGUAUCAAUAUUCAGUUGGAGGGAGUGUGGAAGUGGAACCAUGUCUUUGUUCCUUACCUCUGUACAUUUGGUGUUCAUACUCUCUAGUAUCAUUCAGAGAGCUUACUCCUUCUCUGGGCCAAACUCUACAAAUUCAGGUGCCGAUAGCUUAGGCAAUAAAAACAGCAGCUACAUAAAAGGGCCUGUUGUGGAGGAAUUCACUUUUCCUGAAAGAUCAACCCCCUUCAACAGCUGUCAUGCUUCUACCAUUGUUGAGGUUGGGAAGGGUCAUUUUUUGGUUGCCUAUUUCGGUGGCUCAUCUGAGGGGGCACCAGAUGUAAAAAUAUGGUUGCAGACGUAUAAGAGUGGCAGAUGGAAAUCACCUAUAAUUGCUGAUGAAGAGCCAAAUGUUCCUAUGUGGAACCCUGUACUGUUCAAACUUCCAUCCAAUGAGUUACUGCUGUUCUACAAAAUAGGCCUAGAUGUUCAAAAGUGGAGUGGAUUCAUGAAACGCUCAUAUGAUAAAGGAAUUACUUGGACAGAAAGAGAACAACUUCCUUCUGGUAUAUUAGGACCUAUCAAGAAUAAGCCUCUCUUGCUGGAAAAUGGUGACUUACUAUGUGGAUCUUCUGUUGAAAGCUGGAACUCCUGGGGAGCAUGGGCAGAGGUUACGACAGAUUUUGGCGGGACAUGGAGAAAGUAUGGCCCGAUUUACAUUGAGAAUAAGCCCCAUGGUGUGAUUCAGCCAGUACCAUACCAGACUGCAAAGGGGACACUGCGUGUUUUGCUUAGAUCCUUCACCGGCCUCGGAAGGAUUUACAUGUCAGAAUCCUUUGAUGGUGGCAAAAGUUGGGGGUAUGCAAAGCCUACACAACUCCCCAACCCAAACUCAGGUAUUGAUGGGGUUAAACUGAAAGAUGGCCGUCUAUUGCUUGCUUAUAAUACAAUUUCAAGGGGUGUGCUUAAACUUGCCCUCUCUGAGGAUGAUGGUGAUUCCUGGCAUGAGGCACUUACAUUGGAGGAUACAUUGGGAAUGGAAUUCUCAUAUCCUGCUGUUAUUCAAGCAAGUGAUGGGCGAGUACAUGUCACUUAUACAUAUAAAAGGACACAAAUUAAGCACGUUGUUGUUAGGCCAAGGCGAUGCAAAUCUACUUGUUUCUGAUAGGCAGGCAGAGAUAACAUUAAUGUCUGCAAUAUGUAUGGCCUUUUUGUAUCAGCAGUUACAGAUAAAUAACGCAAUGACUAUGGCCCAAAUUGAUUCAAUGUUUUCAUCUAAUCUCUAAAAAUAACAUUAAUGUCUUUUUUUCUUCUUUUUUUUCACAAGGGUAAGUUGGUAGCUUAUAGGUAGUUUUCAGGAGUUUAUAAGUCAAAUGUUAGUGUCAAGUAACUUGGUUGUGUUUGAUAUUUUGACAAUUUGACUAGGACAAAGAGAAAGAUCCCCUUCCCCAAAAUUAAUGUUCAGACAAGGAUCAUAUAAUAAUAAUUUUACUUUGUUUCAGC
Glycine soja is the source of this 1540-nucleotide messenger RNA. RefSeq lists its product as uncharacterized. The record is from RefSeq and is a predicted model, not a curated record. The coding region runs from base 102 to 1202 and encodes 366 amino acids. NCBI's taxonomy places the organism in Eukaryota, Viridiplantae, Streptophyta, Magnoliopsida, Fabales, Fabaceae. The transcript is spliced from 10 exons.